AUGUUUUUAUACAAAGAUCCGUCAGGCAUGAUUGCUGGAAGAUCAGCCAACCGACUUUGCAGGAUUCCUUGGCAGCCCUCAAACUCUCGUUGUUCCAUCCGAUGUAGCUCCUAUCAUGCAACAGCAGCUGCUGGUCAGCCAGUUUGCUCUGAACUCAGUCUUCUUUAUCUAAAUAACAACCAACUGACUGAAUUACCUGUCUUCGUUGGUUCUAGCGAAUCAGAUUUGCAGUAUUUUCAUCAACCAACCCCCCCUUCACACAAUCCGAGUACGCCUUCGGCUACAAGACAACCUCAGGCGAGCCGGUUGGAGACGGCUGGUCGGACGUCCCCCCCGGAGGAUAUUUUGCACUUUAUGCAGUCGUCCGGGCGUUUAGUUGGCGGGCAGAUGCCCUCAGCCCCCACAUUACGCAUCUUGGCGCCAAGGCUGAAGCUUUUGGAUGCCGGGAACAAUCGGAUCACGGAAUUUGGUCAUCCAGGUGCCUAUCCCUUGCGAUUGAUGCGUCUCUCCUUGGCCGGCAACCUGAUUCGCCAUAUCAACCCUAUCUCCUCUCACGCAGCUUUGCCCGAUGCUGCUGGACACGGCCUUCUAGGCCUUAGUGAUGUUAUGCAGAGCAGCUUCAGAAUGCGAUGCAGCAGCCAAGACUACUUUAGAGAAUCCUUUGACGUUCCUCAGGCUUCCAUUCCUGUAUCGGUCUCUACGUCUGGCCCAUGGCUUAGUCCAACUUCCCCAUCUGCCUUCUCUUCAGCACCCACAACCAAAGUUGCAUCCCAUCAUUUGAUCGAUAGCAAACCCAUCUGGUUCCCUAACCUGCUUGAGCUGGAUCUGAGUGCUAACCAACUCGAUCGAUUUGAUCCUUACGGCCUAGUCUCGGUGAAUCGACAUGACGGAGAAAGACCUACUAGCCUAACACAAGAAGACAAUGAAACGACCGAAUGCUCAACGGUCGUCAGCUCAUGUACAAACAAGAAGCCUUCCGAUUUACUCUUGAUACCUGGUCAGCUACAACUAAAUCACGGUUCUGGGAGUCGUGUACGUCUACGCCAACGAGAUCCAAGUCUCCGGGUAUCUCAUUCGGCCUCCUGGCUGGAGUUUGGAAAUCAGGCGCGUUUUAUACCAAAAAAUAAGUCUUUUUCUUAG
Molecule: messenger RNA, 1140 nt
Organism: Protopolystoma xenopodis
Lineage: Eukaryota; Metazoa; Platyhelminthes; Monogenea; Polystomatidea; Polystomatidae
Source: the annotation of a GenBank genome assembly